AUGAACUGGACAGCCAUCGCCAGUUGCUUGGGUGUGAGUCCUAAAACUCUUCACAGAAGAAGAAUAGAAUAUGGCAUAGCUGACACUUACAGUGACAUCACAGGGCAGGAACUUCAAUGGAAUAUUAGAGAUAUUCUAAGAUUGACACCCUUCUCAGGCGAAACCUACGUACGAGGGGCUUUGCGUGCUAGGGGUAUCCAUAUCCAAAGAUGGAAAGUUAGGGAAGCAUUGAAAACUAUUGAUCCUGUUAACCGUGCUAUAAGGCGGAGAUACGCUAUCCAAAGGCGUCUGUAUAAUGUAAGGAAACCAAAUCGUCUCUGGCACAUUGAUUCGAACCACAAACUCAUCAGCUGGAGACUUGUCCUCCAUGGCUGUAUUGACGGAUAUAGCAGGGCUAUAAUCUAUGUGAAGUGUUUCACUAACAGUCUUGCACAUACAGUUUUGCAAUGUUUUGUCAAUGGGAUGAAAAAAUUUGGACUUCCCUCCCGCGUACGAGGGGACAGGGGCGUAGAAAAUGUAGAUUUUGCUCGAUUUAUGAUUGCAAAUAGAGGUCUACCGAAUAGAGGUCUACCGUGCUAUAAGGCGGAGAUACGCUAUCCAAAGGCGUCUGUAUAA
This is a messenger RNA of Paramuricea clavata, 615 nucleotides long. The record is from the annotation of a GenBank genome assembly. NCBI's taxonomy places the organism in Eukaryota, Metazoa, Cnidaria, Anthozoa, Malacalcyonacea, Plexauridae.